This is a messenger RNA of Meloidogyne enterolobii, 2696 nucleotides long. Lineage: Eukaryota; Metazoa; Nematoda; Chromadorea; Rhabditida; Meloidogynidae. The record is from the annotation of a GenBank genome assembly.
UUAAAUAUGGUAGUUGCCCGUUCUCCCUCUGCAGCAGCUGCGGCUUCCAUGGCCGAUAGUUUAUUUGAACGAUUUGAAGUUGAAUUUGAUGCUGGCACACAUCCUGUUUUUCAUGGUGGAGAGUUAAUCACCGGCUCUUUAAAAAUACAACUUAAAAAAGAGGUCACGAUUAACGCCAUUCGUAUACAAUUUCGUGGAAGGGCUGUUUAUCUUGAUCCGAAGCAUCCUACUAAGGAGGCUGCAGAAAAAGUCUAUUUUGACAAAAACUUUAUACUCUUGGAACGGCCACCGGGGCAUCCCGAGCCCGGACAUUUCCCUUGGAGUGCAAAUUUUUUGUAUUCUCUGCCUUUUGAAUGUCCUUUACCAAAGGGAUGUGAAACAAGCUAUGAGGGACCUCAUGGUUUUAUUCGUUAUUAUGCUAGAGCUAUUUUGGAGACAGCUGAGCCGGAUAAGGCCAAAUAUAUAGUCAAGCAAUGCUUCUCAAUUAUUUCCUCACCAGAACUUCAUCAAUUAGUGCCUCCAAUUUCCGAUCCAAUAUCCGAAAAGAAAACGGUCAGAUUCGGUAGUUGUUGUUGUAGAGGGAAGAUGACUGCUGAAAUCCUUUUGCCAAAAAGUUCAUAUGCACCCGGAGAGGAUGUUAUUGGCAAUUUUACAAUGGAUUCUUCUACAGCCAAAAAUGCUCUUGAACAUAUCGAAGUCCGCCUCAUUGAUCGCCUACAACGUAUUACCUCAGAUUUGGAGCCUAUCAAAGAGGCUACCCCAACAGUAACUGAGCCAGUUAAUGGAGUUGAAGCAAAAACAGGAAAAAAGUUGAAGAACAAGCAAAAACAGAAAAAUGGAACAAACGAUAAUUCUGCUAAUAAAGCUGAUGAUCAACAACAAAAGGAAGAAACAAAAAAACAAAAGAAAUCCAAUUCAAUACCAACAACAAAACCCUCUCCAUCAACAACAAAUUCAUUUGAAAGACACCGAGUUGUCUUUGGAAGAAGAUUAGUUAAGGAAGAUUUUAAGGGGGAAACAACACCUGAACGAAGAAAUAGUGGGGAAAAUAAAAAUGUUAUUACAAAAACUAAUGUUCAUUUUUUGCGAAUACCUGCAAUUAUUUCUACAACACAACUAAAUGAUCAACAACAACAACAAUCAGCUUCACAAUUUGACGAACUUGUAGACGGUGUCGAUGCAGAAAAUGGGCAAUUCCAUCGGUUGUUAGAGUCACCUUCUACAGCCACUCUCAGAGCGCGUAGAGAACCUUUUCUACGUGUAGAUUAUGCAUUACAGAUCCCUUUAUAUUCCUCGACCGGGUGGUGGCAUGGUAAUUGUUUAAGCAAUAUCCACAAUUUAAGAUACCGUAUUUUUUCGAUUAAUUCUCCUUGGGAAUUAAUUUUUCAACCCAUCCUUGGGAUGGAAGAUUAUUUCAAGGGUAUUGGCUUCCAACCCUUUGCUGGAGGUGCACAAUCCGUUGCCGAAUCAGACGAAUCCUCUUAUAUACCUUACAAAGGCCCUUUCACCUUCGCUCCUUUAUAUCCCGUUUACCUCGAGCCCCCCAAAAAUCUUAUAGUAGCAGAAGAAACAAUAUUAACCCCAAUUUCUGAACCAGCUAUUAAAACAACCACAAAUGUAAAAUCACAACAUCCAAAGCAGUCUAUUAAUGGAGGGAUAAAAAGAGAAGAAUUACAACAACAACCUUUCAUAGUUGUUACCUCAACAUCAACAACUAAAGAGGAAAACACAAAAAAGACAAUUACAACAUUUCCGGAAACAACUACUACCACAACAACAAUAACAGAGGAAAGAACAAUAACAAAAGAAGAGGGAGAAAAUAAAAUAAUUACAGAAGAAAUAUUUUCCGGAAAAAAUAAUUUUCCGGAAGUUUUAGAAUUAAAUAAAGGAGAAAGCGAAAUAAAAGAAAAACCGUUAGAAAAAAUUAUUAUUAAAGAGGAAAAGCCUGAAACAAUAAUUAUUGAGGAACAGGAACAAUUACCUAAUGGGGGCACUAAAACUACAAAAAUUGAAGAAACGAGCUUGCAACAAAAUGGGGAUGAAUCUGAUGAAGUAUUGCGUAAAAGUGUUGUGGAAACAGAAGCUUACGAAAUAAAUAAUGAUGACGGUUCAACAGUAAGUGUGCAAAAAACAACAACUACAACAACUGAAUUAACGACAACAACCCCAACUGUUGUUAUCAAUGGAGAACAUUAUAAUGAUAUAAACAACGAUCAACAAAACGUGGUUGAUGAACAAGAAAACAAAAAUACUAAAAACAAAGAGAAUAACAGUAAUGGAAUACUUGACAAUCAACAGAUGGAUGUUUCUAUGAGUGGAUGAUAAAUAAAUUUAUUUUGGAUUUUUUAAAGCGAGAAUAUGCCUAAAUUUAGGACAACAAUAUUUUAUAAGAAUAUAUUCAAUCAUUUUAUGAAAUACGAAAAAAAUACAGUCGAAACUUGAUCCUCAGAAUUAACUUUUUGGACACAAAAUUAUUUUUAUUAUUAUUUAAUGCCCAAUUACAUACUUGGGAACAGUGCUGGGUAUUGCUCCGGGAUCUAGCUUCACUUCCAACGGAGCGAGCUGAGAUUUUAAAAGCCUGGAGCUGGAGCAACAAAUGUCAAUACCCAGCAUUUCUUAGGAACAUAGCUUCUUCGUCCACCGAUUUUUGUCCACGAUUUUCGACGAUUAUUUUUUUUCCGGGAAAUAUAUACAUA